Messenger RNA from Phodopus roborovskii (desert hamster), 1936 nucleotides. It is a transcript of the gene Slc39a2, whose product is annotated as solute carrier family 39 member 2. The transcript is spliced from 4 exons. Gene Ontology annotation, cellular component: plasma membrane. Bases 697 to 1626 code for a protein of 309 amino acids. The record is from RefSeq and is a predicted model, not a curated record. Gene Ontology annotation, biological process: zinc ion transmembrane transport. NCBI's taxonomy places the organism in Eukaryota, Metazoa, Chordata, Mammalia, Rodentia, Cricetidae. Gene Ontology annotation, molecular function: zinc ion transmembrane transporter activity.
UGACAGUAUCUAUGUUGUAAUACUAGCAAUCUCCACUCCCGCCUGGAAAUUUCCAUGCCUGGAGCUAUUUUCCUGGAAUUAGAGGAAAGGGGAAUCCCUUCACUUGCUAAUUCCCACAGAAGAAUAGCAGCCCUUUGCUCAGCCCCACCCCCUCUACCCUCAAGUGGCCCCAAAUCCUCUCUGAAAGGGCUCAGUUCAAGUAUCAGCAUAGCUACCUGCAAGACUUGGGAUAGGGUAGAGUGUGGAAGGGUUAGAUUAAAUGUCCUGACUGUGGUAGGACCAAAUUACCCCACAUAUGAAUUAUCUAGGACGUAACUACCAUAGAUUGUCCCAUUUGAGGUUAGAUCAACCCCAGACAUGAACUAAGAUUCCUCAGAGCUCUUGGAUUAGUCACAGCAUUGAAGAGAAAACUUCACUGAGCUAUACCCUGGCAGGGAGUCUGGAGUUUCUGGUUUGGAAGCUCAGGAAGGCGUGUGGCAGGGGAGGGGCCUCCAGAUAGUGGGAGGGCUGGUGGCUGGGGUUGAGCCCUAGUCAGCUAUGCGGCAGGCAGGGCUUUGUAAGCCCCGACCUUCCAGAACGAAGAGGACAUCAGCAGUCUCCUGGAAUUCACCCAAAGAAACACUCCACUUUGGACACCUCAACUGCGACAGGCUGCAUUUGUCAUUCUGAGGCUGCCGCUCAUCCUACACCCCAAAGAUGGAGGUACUGCUAGGAGUGAAAAUUGGCUGCCUGCUUGCCCUUCUGGUUCUCACACUGGGCUGUGGCCUUGCUCCCAUCUACUUCAAAUGGUUCCAGAUAGAUGCAGCUACAGGCCAUCACUACAGAGUUCUCAGCCUCCUGGGCUGCGUCUCUGCCGGUGUCUUUCUGGGAGCAGGGUUGAUGCAUAUGACUGCUGAAGCUCUGGGGGAAAUUGAAUCAGAAAUUCAGAAAUUCAUGGUGCAGAAUAGUACAGGAAGUAAGGGAAACUCUUCUCAGGAUGCUGCUUCCAGCUACGUGGAGUAUCCCUAUGGAGAGCUCAUCAUCUCCCUGGGCUUUUUCUUUGUCUUCCUUCUGGAGUCGCUGGCAUUGCAGUACUGUCAUGGGGAUGCUGGAGAGUCAACAGUGCAGGAAGAGGAAUGGGGAGGGACUCAUGCCUUCGAAUUCCACAAGCACCCCCCUGUGCCCUCACGCCCACAGGGUCCCCUACGCACCCUCAUCCUUCUGCUGUCACUGUCCUUUCACUCCGUGUUCGAAGGUCUAGCUGUGGGACUGCAGUCAACAGUGGCAGCCACUGUACAGCUCUGUGUUGCUGUUCUGGCUCACAAGGGGCUUAUGGUGUUCAGUGUAGGCCUGCGGCUGCUGAAGAUUAGCACUGGGUCACGGUGGGCCACACUCUGCAUACUGUUAUUAGCACUCAUGUCUCCUGUGGGCCUAGCCCUAGGGCUGACUGUGGCUGGAGGUGCCUCAGGACCAGGGCAGGGAUUAGCCCAGGCUAUAUUAGAGGGAAUAUCAGCUGGCACAUUCCUGUAUGUCACCUUUCUAGAAAUUUUGCCACGGGAGCUGGCCUGUCCUGAGGCCCCUCUGGCCAAGUAUGGCUGUGUGGCUGCUGGUUUUGCCUUCAUGGCUCUUAUUGCCUUGUGGGCCUGAGCGAUUCCUCACUGCACUGAUGGACCUGUCUAGGAUGGCUGCUCCUGAGGACACCCCCUAAAUGACUUUGGCCCUCAGACAUUUUUUUUUUUUUUCAGUGAGACUAAGCAUUUACUGGGCACAGACUAUCCCAGAUUUUCUUGUUCAAGACUUAGAAAGGAUGUUUUAAGUGUCUGUUUAACUAGAAAAUUGGUAUCAAGACCAUCACUCCAGAAUUGCUAGUAUGUGUAAUAGAAUACCCAUUUGACCCUUUCCCUUCAACCACAUUGUAAUUUAUGUCUCUGAUGAGGAAAAGGGGGUGUGGCUGGAA